CCAAGACUGAAGCGUUCAUUGUUCCCCUCACCACAACUUCACUUCCACCACGAACACCUUCCCUUCUCCACAUUCAUUCCAACGGCGCCAAGCAAGGUGCAGUGACGGAUAUUUGGCGGUAGUGGCCGCAUCAUCAUCCCUCGCCCCGGUUGCUUCCACCCGCAUACCAAGCCAUUACCAUGUCGGGACCGCAGAUCUACCUCACUCUCCCACCGGUGGAGACGUGGAAGAUCAUCCCCGCCAACCUUCCCCCAGCCCUCCCUCCCCCCGUGACAGAAGGCAGCUUCCGCUCCCCCUUCGGCAUCGACAAGGACCUCUACAAUGCCGCGCUCGAGCCGUGGGUGCCCUUCCUCUUCGCCGGCGCAUACCUGCUCGUCGUCAUCGCGCUGAACGCGUACAACAAGUCGCGCGAUGGCAAGGCGUGGUGGAUCGCGAGACAGGCGCCGUUUCAGUGGUUCGUCGUCGCGCAUAAUGUCGCCCUUGCCAUCUACUCCGCUGCGACGUGUGUGGCCAUGUACAAUGCCAUUGCGCAUACCUGGCCGGGCUUCGUCGGCAACCCGAACGGCUUGGCGGGUGUCGCGGAUGCGCUGUGCAAGUUGCACGGUCCGCGCGGUCUCGGUGACGCGACGACCUUCAACACGACGAUCAACAUCUGGGAGGUGAAGAACACGGCGAUCCAUCUAGGCUACGAUGGCAACCCGGACCCGACGGAUGUAGGCAGGUUGUGGAACGAAGGGCUGGCAUUCUGGGGCUGGCUGUUCUACGUCAGCAAGUUCUACGAGGUCAUCGAUACGCUCAUCGUGCUGGCCAAGGGCAAGCGCAGCCAACUGCUCCAGACGUACCACCACGCCGGCGCAAUGCUGUGUAUGUGGGCCGGCAUUCGCUACAUGAGCCCGCCGAUUUGGAUGUUUGUCUUCAUCAACAGUGGCAUCCACGCCAUGAUGUACACCUACUUCACAGCUUCCGCCCUCGGCUACAAAGUCCCCAACUCCGUCAAGCGCACAAUCACGACUUUACAAAUCGCACAAAUCCUCUUCGGCGCAACAUAUGCCGCAGCCCACCUCUUCAUAGCCUACGACAUCCCCAUCUCCACCCCCUACCAAGUCGCAUCCACCGUCCAACGCGCCGUCUCCAGCAUCAGCUCUGCCGCCUCAGUCGUGAGCUCCACCGCCACAGAAGCCGCCUCAACCGUUUCAACCCUCAUCGAAUCCCCCUCCGCAAUCGCCACAAUGGGCACUCUAAUCAAGAAGCUCCUCCUCCGCGCCGCGGGCGAAGAAGGCCUCGCCGAGCGUAAAGUCCAAGAGAAGAUCGAAGAGUACGAGCAGGCCUUCGAAACGCGCUACCACACCUCUUGGACCAAAACAAACUGCAUCGACACCUCCGGCGAAGCCUUCGCCAUCUACCUCAACCUCCUCUACCUCGCCCCACUAGCCUGGCUCUUCCUCCGCUUCUUCGUGCGCGCGUAC
Molecule: messenger RNA, 1466 nt
Organism: Baudoinia panamericana UAMH 10762
Lineage: Eukaryota; Fungi; Ascomycota; Dothideomycetes; Mycosphaerellales; Teratosphaeriaceae
Exons: 3
Biological process (GO): fatty acid elongation, monounsaturated fatty acid; sphingolipid biosynthetic process; fatty acid elongation, polyunsaturated fatty acid
Cellular component (GO): endoplasmic reticulum membrane
Molecular function (GO): fatty acid elongase activity
Source: RefSeq, a predicted model, not a curated record